UAUCAUCCGGGGUUAAUUUGAAGCAGUAUGCGAAUCGUCUGGAUGUACAGAUGGAGACUGGAGAGCGCCUAAGCCAUUGUCAGUACAGCUGGACUGCAGAGGUGAAGUGGGCGUGCCACGCAGCAUUCAGGAUCCUCAACCUUCAUUGGAAUGGCAAAAUAAAUAAUAACACAAUUCUGUUCUUAUGAAGUUAGUCCGUUUAUUCAUCAGCAACAUUUAAGGUUUUUGGCUGUUUCAACGCUUUCCAAUGAAUUGCACAAGGAUCCUACACAUGUUGGACACCAGGCCGAUGCCAGGUCCCAUCAUGCCAGUAGAUGUAGCCAUGAGGAUCUGCCUGGCAAGCUCUCCGCCCCUCCGCAGCUUCUUCAGCACGUACGAGGACUGCCGAUCGCGAAACCUGGCCAACUGCUACAAACCACUGAGGCCGUGCAUCAGCUCCAAGCAGGAGGCAGAGGCCUCCAGCCUGGGAUGGAAGAGUCCCAAGGCCAGCGGGAAGAAGCGGGUGGUCUUUGCCGAUUCAAAAGGCAUGUCCCUAACGGCCAUCCACGUCUUCAAGGAGUUUGAGGAGGACCCACUGUCUGACCUGCAAUUUGACCUGUCGGACCUGGCCAAUGCCACCACCGGCCUGAAGGUCUCCAUAGAGAAAAGUUUCACUCUGGACUUCCCUCAGCCUGCUGCAGAUUAUCUUGACUUCAGGAACCGGCUUAAGAAGAACCAAGUGUGUCUGGAGAACUGCACGCUCCAGGAACGGUCACUCACUGGCACUGUGAAAGUGAGGAAUGUAAGCUUUGAGAAACUGGUUUCCAUACGGAUGACAUUUGACUCAUGGGAAACACACACGGACGUUGCAUGUACGUACCUGAACAAUGUGUACGGUUGUUUGGACACUGACACCUUCGCUUUCACCAUCGACCUGCCAAGUUCUGUGCCCUCACAGGAGCGUGUAGAGUUCUGCAUAUGCUUCACUACCCAGGAUCAGACGUACUGGGACAACAACGAUGAGAAGAACUACAAGUUGCUCCACAACGACACAGACCCUGACCAGACCAGCAAUCCCAUCAUCCAGACCACCGCACCAGUUGAGUUCCAGAGAGACGGCAAGACGCCGGAGAUGGAGUUUGACCAGUUCGGGAGCCCGAGAACGUCCAGUGGAUUCUUCCCUGAAUGGCAGAGCCGGGGACGCAUAGAGACCACGGCCCCAUACUGGUGAAGCAACAACAGGGCCUUUAUGAGAAAUCCACAAGAUGCUCUCAUAACAUCAAUUCCAUUUGAGCGAUAGCAGAACAUUUAACUGUGAGUUCAUAUGAGAGUGCCGGCUGACCCCCCCCCCAACAAUGAAGAUAUAACCACAAUCUGAACCGUUAAGAUGACUCGCGCGUCAACAGUUGCGGUCAUUGUGGGGACCUAAGAAUGGACAUCUUUGUUUUUGUCACUGCAGUGAAAAGGUUCAGAAUGUGCUGUCUCUUCAUGUUUUGUGGGUAUAUGUGAAGAAACAGAAAUCUAUAAACAACCAUUUGAUCCUGUUGUUGUCAUCCAGUUAACCCCCUAAUCAUUGUGUACCUGUACACAACAUAAAGCAUUGUGGUAAUAUGCCAUCAUAGCCACACAAAUAUUAUGAUUUAAAUUGCCUAGAAUUAAUUACAAAUUGCAAAGGGCAUUAAAGGCUCAGAUAUAAUAGUGUACUCAAUUUAUGCAGUGAACUAAAGCAUUUUAUAGAUUUGGAAAUGUGUUAAAUUAUGAUUUGUCGUAACAUAGAUGCCUUCCUCUGUGAUGUUACUUUGAUUGUCCGAUAAGCAGUUUGUAAUACAAUGGCGUUACUUCACCACCUGUAUACACAGUGAGUAAAGCAGUUUGUAAUACAAUGGCGUUACUUCACCACCUGUAUACACAGUGAGUAAAGCAGUUUGUAAUACAAUGGCGUUACUUCACCACCUGUAUACACAGUGAGUAAAGCUGUUUGUAAUACAAUGGCGUUACUUCACCACCUGUAUACACAGUGAGUAAAGCAGUUUGUAAUACAAUGGCGUUACUUCACCACCUGUAUACACAGUGAGUAAAGCUGUUUUCAAAAACAGAAAGACCACUCCAAAUUUGGGAGCCUGCACUUUAAUUCAUAUUUUUAGCAUUUAGGUUUAGCAUUUUGUACAUGGAGUGCUGUUUUGGUGAGUUUACAGUAUAUCAGCAUAAUUAGCUUUACUUGCCCUAUAAUAGCUGGAACUAUUCCUUGGUGUUAGAUGUACGGCAAGCCACCAGAAUAUCAGUACAAUGUAAGUAAGUCACCCGAAUGUUGCCAGACAUUGUUGCCAGAGCACACAACUUUGCACUGACCGAAAUAUGGUAUGCCUUUAACAUGUGAAAGAAUAAGAAGUUGAAAGUGGAAUCAUUUGGUACAACAUAAAGUACUUCAUAUUGAAGUUGUCUAAAAUGCCAUGGUACCAUUUGAUUGAAGACUUUCAGGUGAAAAAAAAUGAAAAGCAAUACAGGUAAAUAUGCAUGACGAUACCCCAGCAUAUUAUCAAUUAGGUGUAGGCCUAAAAUGGAGCACCUCCCUUUUUUCACUUAGCAAUUUUUCCUACCUCCAUGGUAUUUGUGAAAAUCCUUCACAUGCAAACACAUUCAAUGUGCUCUUCCUAACCUGCUCUUCAAAAUGUUUGCUGCUACUGUACGAAUGUGCUGUUCUAUCUUCAAUGUGUUUCGUGGACCCAUGCUAUGUGAAUUCUCUCCUAUGGGUAAGAAAAAGGGGGGAGAGAGUGAGGGGCAGUGGGGAUGUUAUUUAAGGAAUGUAUGAGUAAGUAAGGGAAGUGCUUAAAAGGGAAAUGAAUGGAAAAUAGGUCCGUGUUCGAGGGCUAUGCUUGGGACUGAGGCUUCAGUGUUUACCAGACAUUGGUGAACACUGUUAGCUACUUUGUUUCUGAAAUGGAAAUACGGCCGAAUGUAAAGGGCUAUGACUCAAGCCGUGGUGUCUAACCACCAGCAUGGUUUUUUUCUACUGCAAGGAAAGGUCUCUGUGUGUGAGAAAUGGUUUACUGUUUUCUGUGUUCCUUUUAGAAAUAAAAACAAAUCUAAUGUUUAUAAGG
This is a messenger RNA of Oncorhynchus nerka (sockeye salmon), 3077 nucleotides long. RefSeq names its product protein phosphatase 1 regulatory subunit 3C-B-like. Gene Ontology annotation, biological process: regulation of glycogen biosynthetic process. Bases 248 to 1210 code for a protein of 320 amino acids. Gene Ontology annotation, molecular function: protein phosphatase 1 binding; glycogen binding. The transcript has 2 exons. Lineage: Eukaryota; Metazoa; Chordata; Actinopteri; Salmoniformes; Salmonidae. Gene Ontology annotation, cellular component: protein phosphatase type 1 complex. The record is from RefSeq and is a predicted model, not a curated record.